ACUUUUAACGCCUUCCACUCUUGUUGCUCUCAGGAAGCGGGUAAAAGAUAGUCUAGCUGGAAGAGGACUGUGUCGCGAAGGCCUUUUCUUUAGAAAAUAAACUCUAUGUUUAACUGGAAACAGUGAACUUAUUUAUUUGCGGUCUUAGUCGUUCAAGUUCCUAUACCAAAUAUGCCAAGAGGCGGUAAAAAAGGUCACAAGGGCCGGGGAAAGCAGUUCAGCAACCCUGAAGAGAUUGAUAGACAGAUGAAAGCACAGAGAGAGCUGGAGGCGAAUGGUGGAGUAGAGAAGGAGGAGGAGAAGUCAUCAGGAUCUGACGACAGCAGCAGUGAAGAGGAGGACGUUAAUAAGAAGAAGAGUGGAGUGGAAGGAUUGAUUGAGAUUGAGAAUCCCAACCGUAUAUCCCAGAAAAGUAAGAAGGUGACCGAGCUUGAUGUCAACGCACCCAAAGAGCUGUCACGCCGAGAGAGGGAGGAGAUAGAGAAGCAGAAAGCUAAGGAACGCUACAUGAAGCUUCACCUAGAGGGGAAGACAGACCAGGCACGGGCCGACCUCGCCAGGCUGGCCAUCAUCAAGAAGCAGAGAGAGGACGCACAAAAGAAGAGGGACGGCCUCAAAAAAGAAAAAGAAGCUGAAGACUCCAAGUCCAAGCGUUAGGCCUGUCUCCCGAGGACUUGGCCUGGAAAACGAUCUGGGGAGGAUGGAGAGACAAGAAGACUGUAGGAGGGGAUCGAUAUGAGGGUUGUCAGCUCAGGGGUAAUAUGUGCUUGGGCUCCUGCCCUUCAUCUCCGAUGAGGGAAGGGUGUGAGCCGGGCGUUAUGGAGGAGACGGAAAAGGAGCACUUCAGGUUUGCCUGUUUAGUUCCUCCGUAUUCUGUGAGGUCACAGCGGCAGGCAUUCUAGUGUCUUCACUCCUCCCCUGUGUUCUAAUUCUAAAGCUGCUGGAGAUCAUUCUUUGAUUAUAUUUUUUGCAUUUUAACACUGUUUACUUAUGAAUGGGAAGUGUUGUGGGAGGAUGAGUAGGGGUUUGUAUACUUUCAUCUGACCUGUUAUUAAGGUGAAUCAGGUGGUGGUGUUAGGGACAGAGGAACAUGUUAUACAGGAAAUCUUUAUGUAUUCUUUAUUAUGUUCUGUUUCAUCUAUACCAGUUGUCUUCAUUCACAACCUGACAGUUGAAAGUCAUUUGCCUCCAAAGGAAACCUGUGGGAAAGAAGAGGUCCCAUAGGGAGAAGUGUCUCAGACAAAACAUGUAUAAAGGAAUGUCAGCCUUUAUGCAACUUCUAUUUAGGUGUUGGAGUUUUUACCCUUUAUUCUGUUGGUGUUUCUGCCCAGACAUGUUUAGCGCCUUUCAGCCGCCAGCUGGCUCUAAUUUCUGAUUGAACCACCUUGCAGCCUAAAGUCUUGUAGUCAAAAAGGAGCUCUGUUGGCAUAAAAAUUCGUUGUUAAUAUUUCCUAAUUACCUUGAAAAAGCAUUGCUGGGGCCUCAUACUGUAAGUCUCUUUUGCAGUGCUAUGUUUUCUCUUCUAUAAUUUGUUUGCCUUUGACAGUUUACACAGGGCAAUGUCAAUGGUCGUGUUCCCCUGCUCAGAAGUUGGAUGCAUCAACAAUGGUUGCGUGCAUCCUCAUCGACUGUGGUCAGGCAUCAGAUUGCUAUAACAUAAUGUGGUUAGCUGAUGGGUAAAAUACCUUUCUGGGCAUUGUAAGAUUUGGCAUGCAUAAGCAACGGCUGAGCAGAGGAACGAGCCCACUCUAUUAGUCAUAAGGAUGCUAUGCUAUAGUGUGAUGGUUGGAACCUGAGAUGCCUUUUAACAGGAAAGCAAUAUUCUAUGAAUGGAGGUGGCUGAAACUCAUUUCUCUCUUGAAAACAUACAGUAUACAAAGUGUUUUAAUGUUUAUAAGAAUGACUCUCCAGGAUUGGUCAAUUGUUUGAUUUGUCUGUAUUUGAGUUCAUUUGUUGUAUAGAAAUAAAUACAUUAAUAGAUAAAUUAAUAA
Messenger RNA from Oncorhynchus kisutch (coho salmon), 1991 nucleotides. RefSeq names its product 28 kDa heat- and acid-stable phosphoprotein-like. The record is from RefSeq and is a predicted model, not a curated record. Lineage: Eukaryota; Metazoa; Chordata; Actinopteri; Salmoniformes; Salmonidae. The transcript has 6 exons. Bases 172 to 657 code for a protein of 161 amino acids.